UUUGUUUGGCGUUUAGUGUUUUUGUGUAAAAUUAUUCUGCUGUUGUAUUUUAUUUAUUUUAAUUAAUUAAACAAUUGCAUUUAAGAACUUUUAUAUAGUAAUUAUAUAUUUUAAAACUGAUCACAUAUAUACAUCGAAUUAAAAAAUAAUGACACCGUGGGGUAAAAUCUGUCGAAUUUGUGCCAGCCCAGCGGAUUAUGAAAUUUUUGCCAAUAUACCGAUUUAUUUACAUGCAAAUUGUAAAGAUUAUUUGGAUUGGCAAAAGCCCAUUAAUGAGAUGCUCGAGGAGACCACGGGCCUAAAGGUCUCUCCCGAUGAUGGCCUGCCAAAAAAUAUUUGUGCUCUAUGCAUUUCAUAUUUAAAACACGCAAAAACAUUUCGAGAACAAGCCAUUAAUACGUGUUUAAACUUUUUAGCUGUUAAAGAAUAUAAAAAUAUUAUCAAUGACAAAAAAGUAUGGAAUUAUGACGAAAUAAUAGACGAAGUGGCAUCGACUACGCAACGUCAUUACAAUGACGAUGACAACCUGAAAAAUAAUCAAAGCAAAGAUCAAAAUAAAGUUUCCAAACAACUUAUGGCCAACACAAAUAUAAAUGCUACACCAACUCUAUCAAGACAAAUACAACUUUCAUUGCAAUAUCUAAGCACCCUGUACGAUAACAAUGUAAGUGCAGCAGCUACUACAUCAAAUUUGGAAAGAGGCGGUAAUGGCUUAUACAAGCCUUCGUUGGGUACAAAACAAAGAAGGCAAUACAACAAAUCAAUUGAUAUGAUGAUGCCUGGUUCGAGUGGUUGCACUAGUAAAAGACAAAAUUUGGAAGACGAUCUGCCAAGGACAACAUCAAGUGAUGAAUAUGAAACGCCAGAGGAAACGGGAACAGGACAUAUAAAAAACAACAUAUUCUCAUAUAAAGAGAAGAACUUUGAAGAGGAUGAUAUUAUGGAUUUAGAUGAACUUAAAGAUGCUAUAACCAUUAAUAUACCCUCAACAUGCAAGGAGCACAAAUGUUCGUUUUGCUUUAAACGAUUUAUGUUUGAGGAAUCAUUUGGUGAACACAUUAAAAGUUGUAUUGAGUAUAAGUUUGCGACAUUCCUGGAAGAAAUGAAUAAUCUCUUGUACAUUAGGCGGACUAAAGAAAUUUCACCUCACGAAUUCAUACGACGAAUGAUAUUUAGUUUGCGUAAAACUUGUGAAUGGUUAAAGGAAAAUUGUAUUGACACUACUUUACCUGACUUACUACAGAACAAUCAAACGCCAGCAGCUGCCACAAAUAAACAAAGACUUGUAAGCGAAUGUAAAUCUACAGCUUCAUCCACAGAGGAGCACCUAUCCCAUAAAGUAGGACAUAAUAAAUUCAGUAAGACUUUAUUGGCAACUUCUCCCACGUUAUCAUCGAGAUCAGCCAUUGUACGCAACACACCCAUUAAUAUGAGCAACAAUAUUUUACACGAAAUUGAAAGAUCGGAAAGUAGAAAUUCACAAAAACUGAUACUAAAGAAACCUAUACCCAUAUUGGCUACAUCUUCUGCUAUCAAUACUAUAAACAAUUUAAAGCCGGCUAAUGUGCAAUCUAUUUCACAAGACUCGGAACGUUUAGCAUUUAUGGAAAAACUACAAAAUGCUGCCAAACCCAUAGUUGCCACUGCAACUGCUGCCCCAGCUACAGCUGUAUCAACUCCUAUGAAGCCAAUAUUUCAACUUAAUACGAAUAAUCCUCCUACUCCACUUCUUAGUGUUAGACAAGACUUAUUAGUCACUAUUGCCGCAAAUACAAAUACAUCAAUUAGACACACAUCUCCUUUGUUAGAUUUGUUACAGUCAUCAUCUCAUAAUUCCACAACUCACGUUGUUAAUCCUUGUGCCCGUUGUCCUCAAUGUAAUUUAUAUUUCGAUACAUUAGAUGCUUUAGAAAUACACAAUGCUAUGCAACACAAUUCAUUGACAACUGUUUCGUGUGCACCAAGUACUCAAACAGAAGAUGAGCUGGAUUCAGAAUACAAACGUAUAAUUGCACUCUUUGAAGAUGAAGAUGAAAUUUAAAUGAAAUUGUAAUUGUGUUUUUUUUAUAAAUGUUAAGAAAUUGUUUAGUUCAAGGAAUUCAUAUUCACCAACUGAAAAAUGUUUUUUUUUUACUAUACUUCCUGAUAAAUAGUUUAUUCCACAUAUAAAUAUUAAUUUCUAAACUAGUAUUACUUUAUUUUUUAUGUUUUAUGCAUACAUAUAUAGUUUUUAAAGUUUAUUUUUUAAAUUAAAGCAUGUAACUUCGAACAAUGUUGAAAAUUUUCGAAAUCAUGUUUAUCCACAUUUUGUAAACAUAAUUGUAUACUAUAUCCGUACGUCUUACAUAAGUAGGUAUGUGUAUUUAUUUUAUUUUCAUUUAUAUUUUUAAUUUUAUUAUUUUAAAUUUUGACCAUUACAUACAAAUGUAUUUAUGAGUUUAUUUAUUUUUGUUUAAUCAACAUUUGUCUUUUACGUAUAUAUACGUAUAAUUACAAAAUGUUAACCCAAUGUUUUAGUUAUUUAUGUAAAUUUCAAUAUUUUUUAUAUACAUAUGUAUAAUAAAACGACAUGUAAUGUGUUUAUUCAAGUAAACUAAACAA
Molecule: messenger RNA, 2601 nt
Organism: Calliphora vicina (urban bluebottle blowfly)
Lineage: Eukaryota; Metazoa; Arthropoda; Insecta; Diptera; Calliphoridae
Exons: 2
Coding region: 149-2041 (630 amino acids)
Cellular component (GO): nucleus
Molecular function (GO): zinc ion binding
Source: RefSeq, a predicted model, not a curated record